GGGGGGCGACGUUUCAUACUAAUAGCGGUUCUUCACCCGGAACCACAGUCACGAAGGGUCAUCUGGCAUCGCGCUUCCAACAUGGCGGUGAAUCUUACAGACCUCUCCCUACCUCAGUUAGAGGGACUGAAAACCCAGCUAGAUCAGGAGAUUGAGUUCUUGACAUCUUCAAUAGGUCAGCUCAAAGUUGUCCAGACCAAGUAUGUUGAAGCAAAGGAUAGUUUGAAUGUUCUAAACAAAAACAAUAAAGGAAAAGAAUUGCUCGUGCCGCUCACCAGUUCUAUGUACGUCCCUGGAACAUUAAAUGACGUGGAACAUGUUUUGGUGGAUGUGGGGACAGGAUAUUAUGUUGAAAAGAAUGUGGAAGGCUCAAAGGCAUUCUUCAAGCGCAAAAUAGACUUCCUCACAAAGCAGAUAGAAAAAAUUCAGCCAGCCCUUCAGGAAAAACAUGCUAUGAAACAAGCUGUGAUCGAAGUAAUGAACGUGAAGAUCCAGCAACUACAACAGAGCCAACAGGCGGCUGUGACCACCAAGGCUUAAUGAGAAUACCUGUUCUUCAUGAUUUUUUUAUGUUUGUGUGCAAAAAAAACUUACACCUGCUGUUGUAAGACAAUAAAAUGCCCUUCGUUAACCUGAUGAAAUUAUGUUAAAACAUAAAAAAAUAAAGGUUUUUGUUUCUAUCUGAAGUAAGUGCACAAACCUGGAAAGUAAAGUAGGUUAUUGUCAUGGUAAAGCAGCAUAUACUUAUUUUUAAUUCUUUUAACUGUAUUUGCAUAAUUGAAAAUGUCACUGUGCAUUCAAGGAACAUUAAAGGUCUGCCAGUGACAGCCAGGGCUGGAGGCAUUAUGUUU
This is a messenger RNA of Seriola aureovittata, 851 nucleotides long. RefSeq names its product prefoldin 5 (gene pfdn5). Gene Ontology annotation, biological process: regulation of DNA-templated transcription; protein folding. The transcript has 6 exons. Lineage: Eukaryota; Metazoa; Chordata; Actinopteri; Carangiformes; Carangidae. The record is from RefSeq and is a predicted model, not a curated record. Gene Ontology annotation, cellular component: cytoplasm; prefoldin complex. The coding region runs from base 82 to 540 and encodes 152 amino acids.